UCAGGAAGUUAUGAUUUCAUAUCAGUAAACUAUUAUCAUUCGUUAAAUGUUACCGCUAUGACAGAAGCAGAUAUAUUUGAUCCAAAUAAUGAUUUAAAAACAAUUGAUCAAAGGGCUAUAACACCUAGUUGGGACGAAAAAGAAGAGUUAGAAGACACAGUAUUGGGAUUUAGAAAUGUAAUGCAGUAUUUAAAUGAUACAUUUGGAAAAAUUUCUGAUAUAAGAGAACCCAAAUUUUUCAUUUCUGAAAAUGGGUUGGCUGAUGAUAGUGAAAAUAAUAAAAAUAAAAUUGAAUAUCAUCAGGCGAUUCUUACCGAAACAAAAAAUUUGAUUGAUGAUGGUGUUAAUAUAAUUGGGUAUAGCGUUUGGUCGCUAAUGGAUUCUUUUGAGUGGGUCAGUCCUAGCACUAGCAAGUAUGGAAUUUAUAAAGUUGAUUUUAGAGAUCCUGAUCGACCUCGCACAAAAAAGCCAUGUGUGGAGUAUUUUAAAUAUGUUUUUCAAAACAAGACUUUACCAGAUAUUUCUACAAUUCCAGAUUUUUCAUAUAAGAAUAUAAAUUCUUUGAUUUAAAAUCAAAAAAAUGAUCGCCUAAAUCCUUAGAUUACUUUUUGUUUAUUUUUCAUACUAUUUUAUUUUAUGUAAUUUAAAAUUAUUGUGUUGGAUAAUGAGGUAUAAUAAUAUAUUUUAAAUCUAAUAAUAGUUUCUUUAUUAUUAAAUAUGUGUUAUACAAGAUUAUA
Daktulosphaira vitifoliae (grape phylloxera) is the source of this 737-nucleotide messenger RNA. Its product is annotated as lactase/phlorizin hydrolase-like. The record is from RefSeq and is a predicted model, not a curated record. Gene Ontology annotation, biological process: carbohydrate metabolic process. Gene Ontology annotation, molecular function: beta-glucosidase activity. The transcript is spliced from 4 exons. NCBI's taxonomy places the organism in Eukaryota, Metazoa, Arthropoda, Insecta, Hemiptera, Phylloxeridae. Bases 58 to 570 code for a protein of 170 amino acids.